Cylicocyclus nassatus is the source of this 2274-nucleotide messenger RNA. NCBI's taxonomy places the organism in Eukaryota, Metazoa, Nematoda, Chromadorea, Rhabditida, Strongylidae. The record is from the annotation of a GenBank genome assembly.
AUGAGCCUGUAUAACGAAGCACUACAAGAUUACCGGCAUCAAGGAUUCAUCGAAGAAGUUCACGAGCAUAGUACAGCUGGCGUAACCACAUUUUAUUUGCCUCACCGUCAUGUUUGGACGCCGGGGAAAUCCACACAACUCCGCGUCGUCUUCGACGCGUCCUCACAUGCGAAAGGAGAACUAAGCUUGAAUGAUGUCAUACAUCAAGGAUACUCGCUGACUUCCUGCAUCUUCGACAUCCUACUGAAGUUCCGAACUUACCAUUAUACAAUGGUUGCGGAUAUCCAGAAAGCGUUCCUGCAGAUCCAGUUACCUAUUGAACACAGAGAGGCGACAGGAUUCUUGUGGAUGAAGGACACAUCUAAGUCUCCCAUCGGUAGUAAUAUCAGAUACUACAGAUUCUGCCGAGUACCGUUCGGAAUCAAUGCUGGACCAGCAAUACUGAAUCAAGCGCUGCUCAAACAUCUUGAGUCAUUCACCAACAACACAUUUCGAGAGAUAUCAGAUAUGCUGUAUGUCGACAACGUCAUAGUUGAAGGAAAGAACAACGAAGAACUCCUCAAGAAGUAUCAUGAAUCUAAGGAAGUGUUCAACAAAGUUGAAAUGAACCUUCGAGACUACCUCUCCAACAGUGCACAAGUCAAUUACAAGAUCCCAACGCAUGAUCGUGCUACUUCAACUAAUAUAAAAGUCUUGGGCUUGCACUGGUACAGCAACGAUGAUCAAAUAGGUCUGGUAUGCGCUACAAAACCGUAUACAAAAACGAACAAACGAUACGUCCUCAGCCAAAUCAAUGGACUCUGCUUCGAUCCCUUAGGAUUACUCACACCCUUGCUUACCACGGCAAAAACGUUUCUUCAAGACUUACACAAGAAGAAACAGGCGUGGGACGAUCCAUUGUCAAAGGCAGACUGCGAUACCUGGGAUGCAAUCAAGAAAGAAAUGAUCCACUUUUCCAUCCAACUACCUCGACGAGUAACACAGCAAGAAGGAUGCACAUCCCGCACACUUUCAAUGUUCGUCGACAGCUCGAAAAGAGUCUAUGCUUGCGUUGCUUACAUUACAGCGGAUACACAAGCUGGAGAGCGCUAUACAAGACUAUACUGCGCAGAGUCAAAGGCCCCCAUCGGAACAACUCAAACAAUACCAAAGCUCGAACUGCUAGCCAUAUUUAUCGGAAUGAAUUUGCUGGAAUACAUUGUAACCAAGAGCGGACUGAAGUUCGAUAAAAUCAACCUGUUCAGCGACUCUACCAUAGCCCUCGCCUGGAUCCACUCCAAAAAGCGACUUCCUUCUCUUGUCACCAACUUGACACAGAAGAUACAGCUGACUAGAGAACGUCUUGAACAAUACCGGCAUGUCCAAAUUUACCAAGUUCCCACAGAAGAAAAUGUUGCUGAUCAUGCAACCCGCGGUCUUUCACAAGCAGAAGCCAGCGAUCACGUAUGGUUCAAAGGACCUCGAUGGCUCAAUGAGCAGGAGCAACAUUGGCCUGUUCGUCAGGUAGAACAGCUAAGUCAAGCAGAAGAAGAAGACUCUCUCGCAACAAUUGCCACUAUGGUAACACCUUUCACCACCCUGACAAGGCAACUAAGAAUCUGGCCUACUAAAGCAGUCAGUAGCUAUGACAAGCUCAAAAGGAUUGUUGCCUAUUCCUUACGAUUUGUACGCAAAAUCAGCAAAGGCAAACUCUAUCAACUUGACGAGCACUGCGAAACGUUCGGCGGCAUUCCGAAUGCCCAAGAGAUGAUAAUCGCAGAACGCCACCUACUUCGAGAAGAGCAACAGCAAUCUGAUCUGCAAUCCUUCAUAAACAGCUGCAAAAACAAGACCAUCAAGGAAGACCUACAUGGAAUUACUAGAAAAUUUGGUCGCCUACAAAACUCGGAUUUGAACUACGACACCAUCAAUCCAAUCUACCUUCCCCGCAAAGGACUACUGAACGCUAGAAUUGCGGCGCAGCUACAUAAAGACUUGUUUCAUUUAAAUUCACGACCAUUAACGACAAUCGGAGAAGCUGCUGACAACAAUGAAGUACUUCGCCCAAUCGACUUCGUGUACAAAAACAUUCGACAUGGCAUCGAAGUUGUACGACAAGACGAACAACAUCAGGAAGACCCUCCAUACCAACCUACUCCGAGAAUUUCCACGCAAUUGGACGCAAAGAAGGCCAUUUCUGAUGCAGAGACACUUACCAACAAGUUCUGGGACAAAUGGAAAACAGAGUAUCUCUUAGAACUGCGCGAACGCCACGUACUUUAUGGAAGCAAUUAA